Molecule: messenger RNA, 4138 nt
Organism: Malaya genurostris
Lineage: Eukaryota; Metazoa; Arthropoda; Insecta; Diptera; Culicidae
Product: sialin-like
Exons: 5
Coding region: 93-1547 (484 amino acids)
Biological process (GO): monoatomic anion transport; transmembrane transport
Cellular component (GO): plasma membrane
Molecular function (GO): transmembrane transporter activity
Source: RefSeq, a predicted model, not a curated record
UUCACGAGUUCGGUUUACAGUUUACAGAGCACACAAGUUUAAUAGCGCCCCUGGAAGUUCGAACUGACAGCCGAACACCUCACAACAAAAACAUGGACGAUGCUAAGAUUAGCCAGUUGAGUGAUGGCAUCGAUGCCCCGGUUUGGAUGUUUUGGAAGAGACGCCGCUACGUUCUGGUGCUGAUGGCGUUCCUGGGCUUUUUGAAUCUCUACACAAUGCGAGUGAACCUGAGUGUGGCGAUUGUAGCCAUGACAGAGAACCGAACGGUGCUGCAGGAUGAUGGAAGUGUGGCAUAUGAACGAUAUUUUAAUUGGAGUUCAUCGGAUCAAGGCUACGUAUUGAGUGCGUUUUUCUAUGGAUACAUGAUCACCCAGAUUCCCGGUGGAUAUAUUUCCGACAGGCUCGGUGGCAAUAACGUAUACGGAGCAGGAGUUGGUAUGACAGCGAUCCUUACUUUGUUGACGCCGGUGGCAGCUAAUGCAGGUGUCGGUUGGUUGAUUGGUGCUCGGGCUUUGGAAGGAAUGUUUCAGGGAGUAGCCUUCCCCUGUAUGCACACCGUUUGGGCAAAGUGGGCUCCACCGAAUGAACGAUCGCGCAUGGUUAUGUUUUCGUUCGCUGGCGUAUUUGUCGGUACAAUCCUUGCCAUGAUGGUGAGCGGUAUUCUUGCGGAAUCUUACAAUUGGGAAAGCGUAUUCUACGUAUUCGGUACAGUUGGACUCGUUUGGUGCGUUGCAUGGUUUCUUAUCGUGAAACGAUCUCCAGAGCGAGAUCGUUUCAUUACGUCAUCGGAGAAAGAGUACAUCCUGAAAAGCCUCGGUCGAGUUGAAGGCGAUGUAGGAAAAAUCCGUCAUCCUUGGAAAGCAAUUCUAACUUCAAAAGCAGUAUUUGCACUGAUCGUGGCAAACUUCUGCGAAAAUUGGGGGUUUUAUUUUCUACUCACGCAGCUUCCCACGUUCCUGAAGGAUGCUAUGCACUUCGAAGUAACGACCACCGGUUUCAUCGCCGCGCUGCCAUAUAUGGCGAUGGGAUUGAGCCUCAGUGUGGCCGGAUAUUCGGCAGAUUGGUUUCAAAUCAAGGGUAUUCUAACGACUACGCAAGUGCGAAGGAAUUUCAACUGUGUCGCCUUCCUGGCUCAAACAGUGUUCAUGAUUUUGGGAGUGCUCAUACUGAAACCGAUUCCCACCAUCGGCUGCAUUACGGUGGCAGUUGCAAUGGGGGCGUUCGCGUGGUGCGGUUACGCCGUAAAUCACCUUGAUUUAUCUCCCAAAAGUGCCGGUGUUCUAAUGGGAAUCUCGAACUCGAUAGCCACCAUUGCCGGAAUUGCUUCGCCCAUCGUUACCGGUUAUGUCACGGUCGACAAAACCGACGACCAGUGGAGACUGGUGUUCUACAUUGCCGCCGGAAUUUACAUGGUCGGAUUUGUGGUCUACUGGUUUUGGGCAUCCGGGGAGCUGCAACCAUGGUCCAUCGAAAUGCAAGAAAUAGCUAAGAAGGAACAGAGAACUAACCAGAUAAGUUUCGACAACAAACUGCAAAUUAUUGACUAGAAUAUGUGUGUGUCAACAUUAUAUUUAGUUUUACCUAUCGGUAUUAGGACAGUUUCAGAGAUAUUAUUUGUAAUUUUGACUACCGCAUUCCUAUGUGAAAUCGUUUUUUUUCUGCUAUAAAUUGUGAACGAUUUUAGCGCAGACGAAUUUGCGAAAACUAGUAUUUUUUCAUAUUGUAUUUAAUUUCUUUAAAUUCCUUAUUGUUUGAUGAAUAUCAAAAUCAAGCAUUAACUUAUGCAUCUUUUGAAAGGUUUAGGAUAGCAUGUUUGACUGCUGUAUACUUUUAUCCAUAAGUACACUCAAGUCUUGUUAUACUAUAAAUUAUGCGAAUAUGUAUACGAAUUGAUUCGUCUUAGUGUUAUUUCGAAAACAAAUAUACGUCGACUCUCUGGGACCUUUUUCCUGAGAAAACACCAGAUCUUGACGUUUCGUGCAUUUCUAAUAGUUUUGGCAUCAAAUAAAUAAAUAAAAUUUCGAUUAUGGAAUUAUCAAAAUUUUCAAAGGCCCAAAGUCGAUACUUAAAAAAAAAUAUUUCGAAGAUGCACCAGAUCUCGAUAUACCUUAUGAUAAAAAAAGAACCGGAAUUUAAAAAAAAAAACGAAAAAAUUUCAAUUUUUAAUAAAUUUCUUUAUUAUCGCCUUCAAAGUACUCUCCUCCUGCGGCAAUACAUGCAUGCCAAAGCUUGAUCCAAUUUUCCAUACAAGUUUUAUAGGCCGCCGAAGGUAUGGCCUUUAGUUUACGCAGCGAAUUCUCAUUUAUGGUCUCUAUGGUCUCAAAACGCGUUCCCCGCAAUGGCAAUUUGAGUCUGGGGAAGAGGAAAAAGUUACACGGGGCCAUAUCUGGAGAGUACGGAGCUUGGUUGAUGAUAUUGUUUAGGUUUUUCUCCAAAAACUGCGACACAACCAACGCUGUGUGAGCCGGCGCAUUGAAUGAAAUUCAGCUUUCAGCGAGAAGCGACGCGUUUCAAACAAAAAACAUCAGUUAAAAUGUGUUCGGCUGAUCCAUAAGAGAUGCCCAACAACACAGCAAUCUCUCUAAUCGGUACAGAACAAUUUUGCAACACGAUUUGCUUCACCGAUUCAAUUAUUUCUUCAGUAACAGAUGUUGUUGGGCGGCCAGGGAUCUCAUCAUGAUCCAAGCUUGUACGACCACCUUUGAAGCGUUUAUACCACUCGUAUGCCUGUGUUUUUCCUAGACACGAUUCACCAAACGCCUUUUCUAACAUUUUCAACGUUUCGGAACACUUAAAUCCAUUUGCAACAAAAAAUUUGGUGCACGCACGUUGUUUUAAAUUUUCAUCCAUUAUAAAAAUCGCCACACGAAAAUUUUUCAACUUCUUUGUAUAGACGCUAAACAAAAACUAAUCGUACGAUAUGCGUCAAAAUUUGACAGGACGUUGAGAGAAUAAAAGUUUACCGAUUGGACAAGCGCGGGAAUUUUAAAAUGUAAAUUACGGUUCUUUUUUUAUCAUAAGGUAUCAUAAGUUUUGAAAACAUGUGGCAAAAACAAUUUGAAUUUUUUGCGAGUUUUCAAAGUUAUUUGCCAUGCACAAAAGAAGACUUGAGUGUAUUACUAUUAGAAACGAUAAUACAUUUUUGUAAUAGUGUUUUAAUUAUUAGUUUUUAAAUAAAUCGAACAGUUUGCAAUGGUUUUUUCUCGAAUUUCGACUUUGACUCAUCAAAAAUAAUUUUUACGUAUUACGUUCUGUGUCAGAAGAAAGCGUAGGUGAGUGUGAUAGUUAAUAAUAUGAGACAGGCUCAGAAUUGUCAGUGCCAGUGAGUGUCGUAUACAUUUAGUGAAGUAAACAUGUCGAAAUCCCUGCCAAGGAAAGAGUAUCUACGGGAAGUGUUGAUUCAUUAGUUUGUUCAAAAGAAAAUGUGCUGCUGGAUCCCGAAAUCGAAUCUUGCUGAAACUUACGAGAAGCAUGCUCUAUAGACUGUUGCGACUUGUGCACGUUUCUUUAUUUUAUUUUAUUUCUGGAGGCAGGGAAAAGCCCACUGGAGAUAAGUUAUUAUUUUCAUCUUUUGUACCAACAGAUUACAGAAUAUACAAAUGAUACAUUUCAUAUUAUUAACUAUUAUAACAUAUUGCAUAUUAUUAACUAUUAUAACUACAUAGCUAAGUACGUAGAACCAACGAUAAACUUUUAAAGAGAUAGUGUUUGACUAAACAAUUUCCUGAUAGUAUCACGAGUUAGAUGAAAGUCGAACUGACUAGAACAGCUAUUGAACACUCGGCACAUACUGACAAAUGACUCGUUGUGGCCAUAGUUGGUUCUGGCGGCAGGAAUGCGUAGGAAAGGAUGAGUUCGAAGACAACAACGACGAUGAAUAUCAAAAUCUAGCAAACGUAACAGCUCCGAGCAAUCAAUUCGUGACUGGAGAAGAUCAGCAAUGAAAACUACCUUGAACACAUUUCUGCGAACAGUAGAUCGAGAUCUAUGAGCUUGCAGCGAUCUUGGUAACUCGGAAGAUUUAGGGGGUCUCUCCAUGGUAGUUGGCGAAGCGCAAAACGAAUAAAUUUAUGUUGAAUAUUUUCUAUGCGUUGAAUGUCGUUUUGAUAGUAGGGUGACCAAACCACAGCUGCAUAUU